This is a messenger RNA of Salvelinus sp. IW2-2015, 1631 nucleotides long. The record is from RefSeq and is a predicted model, not a curated record. NCBI's taxonomy places the organism in Eukaryota, Metazoa, Chordata, Actinopteri, Salmoniformes, Salmonidae.
UCACUAGCUAGGUUGAAAAUAUAACGUUACAUAUUUUCAACCUAGAUAAAUCACACAGGGUUGUCCAAAAGUUCUAAGGAUUUUCGCACGUCAGGUUUUCCCGCACGUGCCACAUGUGGUUCCCAUAGCAACCAUAAAAUGGCAUCAACAAGAUAACUGCUUUCUGUGACAAUGACAAAUCCAGGCAGCCAUAAACCAUUCAAGGCACCGACUCCUCCUGUCAUUGGUAAAGUGAGUCACCAUAGCAUUGACCUGAGCUGGGAGACAGAGGAGAAUGAACCACGGACGGGCUCACCAGAGAAAUGGACCCGCUUCUCUGUAGAAGAGAUGGACCCCAAAUCCCACACAUAUGGGACUAUCUAUGUUGGGUACAGCAGUCACCACACUGUAGAAAGUUUGGAGCCCAGCACGUCCUAUAAGUACAGACUGAGAAUCACAAGACCAACUGGGGAGUCCCUCUACAGCCCGGCUGUGUCUGUCUCUACCACACGUGAGCCUAUGAGUGGGAAGAACCUCCAUCGUGCUGUCAACAUGAAUGAUGAGGAGGACAUGACCAGAGUGUUGGAGUCUGGGACAGUCAGUGUGAACGUCAAUGACAAACACGGCUUCACUCCUCUCAUGGUGUCUGCACAGAAAGGCUUUGCCAGACUGGUUCACAAAUUGGUAGAACACGGUGCAGACGUGAAUAUGAAGAACGGUAGUGGGAAAGACAGUCUGAUGCUGGCAUGUUUCUUUGGCCACCUGGACAUAGUGAAGUACCUGAGGAGAUUUGGGGCCACGUGGCAGUCCCAGGACAUGGGGGGCUGUACCCCCCUCCACUGGGCAGCUGACGGAGGACACCUUGCUGUCAUAGCCUACAUGAUCCAGGAUGGCUGUGAAGUAAGACUGGUGGACACCGUGUCCCACUGGACUCCUCUGAUGAGGGUGUCAGCGGUCAGUGGGAACCCAGCGGUGGCCUCUCUCCUCAUCAGAGCCGGGGCUGAUGUCAACACCAGGGACAAGGAUGGCAAAACACCACUUAUGGUGGCAGUGUUGAACAACCAUGAGGAGCUGGUGCAGCUGUUGUUGGACAGUGGGGCCGACCACGAUGUGAAGAACGAGUUUGGGUCAGGGGCAGCUGAAAUGGCAAAGGCCUUUGGAAGAGAGGUAAUGUAUUUCUCCAUAUCCAUUACUGUUGUGUUAUAUGCUACUGUUAUAGUGAAUAUAUGAGCAAAUGUUGAUUAUCAUUUUUCCCCCCUCCAGAAUAUCAUCAGUUUAUUAGAAGGACGGAAGAGUAUAGUCAGAGAUGGUAUAGUCCAUUAUUAAAGAGUAUAGUCAGAGAUGGUAUAGUCCAUUAUUAAAGAGUAUAGUCAGAGAUGGUAUAGUCCAUUAUUAAAGGGCUUUGGUGGACAGCAUUAUUAUUCUAAUAGCUUUAUUACUGUUGUUUAUUUAUUAACAUAUUGUGUGUAUGUGCUGUAUCUUAAUAAACCUGUAUUUUUAUCUGGAUAUUUGUUUUGUAUAACAAAACAUGUAUACAUAUACUGUAUACCAAUUUGUAAGGAUGAAUGAAAUAAUAAACCAUUAAGAAUUCCCUCAAGACCCAAGGGAUUGACUUGGUUUCGCUAUACCGUACAGAUACAGUGAGCACCAAA